Messenger RNA from Pelobates cultripes (western spadefoot toad), 17836 nucleotides. The record is from the annotation of a GenBank genome assembly. Lineage: Eukaryota; Metazoa; Chordata; Amphibia; Anura; Pelobatidae.
AGAGGAUCUAAGAGACAGACAGAGGUGAUAGCAGUGGAAAUGAAGCAAUAGGUAAGAUGUUAAUGUAGAUUCUCUCCCUGUAUUAGCUGCUCCCACAGUGAAAUCUGCAACUUAGAAUGGGAUUAAUGAAACUCUGCAUGGCUGGGGGUGAUGGGAGCUGCAGUCCAAUAACAGCAGGUGGAUUAGCUCAUGAAAAACCGGCAUAUUUGGCUCUGGAUAGUCUCUUUCUAUGGGUUAUUUAAAAAAAAAAAAAGUUGUAAAAUUCAAGCUGAGCUGAUUUAAGAUCCUCUAAACUGAUUAACGUAGUACGUUCACUUAUUAAAAUGCUGUGUUUAUAUGUGCAUUUUACAAGUCUAAUCUCAACAUUUUUAUUUAAAAAACCGAAUGUUUCUAUAACUUUAGAAUUUUAGCAAAUGAAAUCCAAAUUCUAAAAUUCAGGCAAAGAAAGUGGUGCUCAAAGUAACCCUUUAAUUCUGCGCAAAAAUGACAUCUGUUGCAUGCACUGGCGACAAACGUACUGAGCUUCUACCCUUAAAGGCGCGCCAAAAGCUUUUCCUGUAAGGGGAAGCUUAGAUCUCCACUUCCUCUUUCAUUUGAGCCCUCCUUGCCUUCACAGCCUCUCUGUAUUCCUUAAUAAUCAUAGAUUUUUUUGUGUGUGAUACCCUCCCUUUCUUGAACACUCCUAAGGAACGUUUUUACAUUACCCCUUCAGGACGGGUGACGGACGAGGUCCGUCACACAGGGGAGACCCUUAACGACGGGUGACGGACCUCGUCCGUCACGCGGUAAAAUUAACCCCGGAUCGCCGCUAUCGCGGCGAUCGCGGGGUUAAUGGUGCUCCCGGUAUGCCUCCGCAUUGGAGGCAUACCGGGAGCACCCGGUCAAGCUGCCCAGCACAUGUGCUCGCUCUGACCACAAGUCGGAGCGAGCACAUGUGCUCUGAAUACUUACCUACCGGCUCCCUGCACUUCCGGGUUCUGUGUGAAGUGCAGGGAGCCGGAUCAGUGCUGAUCCUGCCCCCUGCUGUUAAAAAAAAUAAAGUUAAUUUAAAGUGUCCCCCCCCUUACCCAUUUUAAUAAAAAAUUAACCCCUUCCCUGCCAAUUGAUCACUGACUACAGUGAUCAAUUGGCAGGGAUUACAUUUUACUAUGAUCUGAUUUUUUUUUUAACCCCUGAGGGUUAAUUCUUUUUUUUUUAACCCUCAGGGGUUAAAUUAAUUAAAUUAAUUAAUUAAAUUAUUUUUAAAUUAUAUAUUUAGAUAGCUGGGGUAGGUGGAAGUUAGUGGGGAAUUGGGGGAUUUGGCGUUAGGCUAACUAGGGGUUAACGUUAAAAAAAAGUUUUAAAAGAAACUUUAAAAAGUUAAAAAUUAAGCUUAAAAAAUGUUUUAAUAACAUUUAAGUAAUAAAAACAAAAAAACACACUUUACCUAGUCCAAAUAAAAAUUAACCCCUUCCCUGCCAGUCGAUCACUGCCUACAGCGAUCAAAUAGAGAUCACAGUAUUAUACUGUGAUCUAAUUUUUUUUAACCCCUGAGGAUUAACUUUUAUUUAUUUUUUUUAACCCUCAGGGGUUCAAUUUAUUUAAUUAAUUAAUUUAAAUAUUUUAUAACUAUAUAUUUUGCUAGCUGGGGUGGGUGGGAGUUAUGGGAAAAUGGGGAAUUUACUGUUAGUGCUGCGUACUGCUAGUUAGGGGUUAACAGUAAAAAAAAUAGCUUAGAAAAAUGUUAAAUCUGUAAAAAAGUUUUAAGAAAGUUUAGGAAAGUUUAAAAAAAAUUUAUAAGCAAAACAAAAGUUUAAAAACUAGUUUUUAAAAGUAAAAAAGUUAUAAAAAGUAAAAAAAUACAUUUUAAAAACGCUCAUUACCACUACACCUGGAACAAACUAGAGAAAAAAUUAUCCCACGCCAAGGUUCAAAAUAUGCCUUUUGAAUUACCCCAGGGUGUAUUCUUUAAUAAAUAGUAUGUGUUUGUGGGGAAGUUUCAAUAACCAACCGUCUAAACUAUUCCAAAUUGGAACAUGGACACAGCGUAAAACUUCAAAGUUAGAAAAAAACUGAAUGGCUGCGUCUCAAAUGCGCCCCUUCAACAUCCACAUAUACCUGGCAAAGGUACAUACGGGGGUAUUGCUGUACUCAGCCGACAUAGCUGAGCAACAUAUGAAGUAUUAUACAGUCAUAGUACACAUAAGGUUUGCAAAAUAUGCUGCGCAAACUCACUUUGUAUGUCAAAAAGGCAGAAAAAAUGCUUAUUACCACUACACUUGGUACAAGCUAGCGGAAAAAUGAUCCCACACUAAGGUUCAAAAUAUGCCUUUUGAAAUACCCUGGGAUGUCUUCUUUAAGAAAUGGUAUGGCUUUAUGGGGAAUUUGGAUUAUAUAGCCUGGUAAAAUACUCUAAAAUGGGACAUAGGCACAGCAUAAAAAUUCAAAGUUUGAAAAAACUGGAAUGGCUGUGUCCCAAAUGUGCCCCUCCGAUGUCCACACAUACCUGGCAAAGGUACAUAUGGGGGUAUUGCUGUACUCAGCCGACAUAGCUGAGCAACAUAUGAAGUAUUAUACAGUCGUAGCACACAUAAGGUUUGCAAAAUAUACUGUGCAAACUCACUUUGUAUGUCAAAAAGGCAGAAAAAAUGCUUAUUACCACUACACUUGGUACAAGCUAGCGGAAAAAUGAUCCCACGCUGAGGUUCAAAAUAUGCCUUUUGAAAUACCCUGGGAUGUCUUCUUUAAGAAAUGGUAUGGCUUUAUGGGGAAUUUGGAUUAUAUAGCCUGGUAAAAUACUCUAAAAUGGGACAUAGGCACAGCAUAAAAAUUCAAAGUUUGAAAAAAACUGGAAUGGCUGUGUCCCAAAUGUGCCCCUCCGAUGUCCACACAUACCUGGCAAAGGUACAUACGGGGUAUUGCUGUACUCAGCCGACAUAGCUGAGCAACAUAUGAAGUAUUAUACAGUCGUAGCACACAUAAGGUUUGCAAAAUAUACUGUGCAAACUCACUUUGUAUGUCAAAAAGGCAGAAAAAUGCUUAUUACCACUACAUCUGGUACAAGCUAGCGGAAAAAUGAUCCCACGCUAAGGUUCAAACUAUACCUUUUGAAACACCCUGGGGUGUCUACUUUAAGAAAUGGUAGGCCUUUGUGGGGUAGUUUGAAUUUAAAACCUGCGAAGAUGCUUGGAAAUUGCACAUAGGCCCAGCGUCAAAAUUCAAAGUUUGGUAAAAACGGAUAUGGCUUGGUCUCCUAUAUGGCACUGUAGCUUCACAAAAUAGUGACAAAGACAUUCAUUGGGGGUGUAUUUUUACUCAAAAGACUUAGCUGAGCAUAAUUUGGGAGGUUUGAACUUAGUGGCACAUAUGAAAUAUACAAAACGCCCAGCAAAAAUGCAAUCCGUAUGUAAAAAAUGCACAAAAUAAUUUUUUUACCACAUACUUUGGCAUAUAUUGGUGAAAAAAUGGGGGUAUGUUAAGGCACAAUAUGCACCUUAUGAGAUACCCUGGAGUGUCUACUUUUACAAAUGGUAGGCCUUUGUGGGGGUUUUUUGAACAGUCAAACUGUUAUAAUACCCCAAAUGGAAGCUAAGGCUCAUUAAAUCCGUCUCUCAAAAUUCUACUGUGAAUACUGUAAAGGACAGGUCUCCUAUAUGGCACUGUAGCUUCACGAAAUAGUGCCAAAGACAUUCAUAUGGGGUGUCAUUUUACUCAGAAGACUUAGCUGAGCAUAAUUUGGGGGUUUGAACUUAGUGGCACAUAUGAAAUAUACAAAACGCCCAGCAAAAAUGCAAUCCGUAUGUAAAAAAUGCACAAAAUUUUUUUUACCACAUACUUUGGCAUAUAUUGGUGAAAAAAUGGGGGCAUGUUAAGGCACAAUAUGCACCUUAUAAGAUACCCUGGAGUGUCUACUUUUACAAAUGGUAGGCCUUUGUGGGGGUUUUUGAACAGUCAAACUGUUAUAAUACCCCAAAUGGAAGCUAAGGCUCAUUAAAUCCGUCUCUCAAAAUUCUACUGUGAAUACUGUAAAGGACAGGUCUCCUAUAUGGCACUGUAGCUUCACGAAAUAGUGCCAAAGACAUUCAUAUGGGGUGUCAUUUUACUCAGAAGACUUAGCUGAGCAUAAUUUGGGGGUUUGAACUUAGUGGCACAUAUGAAAUAUACAAAACGCCCAGCAAAAAUGCAAUCCGUAUGUAAAAAAUGCACAAAAUUUUUUUUUACCAUAUACUUUGGCAUAUAUUGGUGAAAAAAUGGGGGCAUGUUAAGGCACAAUAUGCACCUUAUAAGAUACCCUGGAGUGUCUACUUUUACAAAUGGUAGGCCUUUGUGGGGGUUUUUUGAACAGUCAAACUGUUAUAAUACCCCAAAUGGAAGCUAAGGCUCAUUAAAUUCAUCUCUCAAAAUUCUACUGUGAAUACUGAAAAGGACAGGUAUCCUGUAUGGCACUGUAACUUCACGAAAUAGUGCAAAAGACAUACAAUGGGGGUGUCAUUUUACUCAGCAGAUAUAACUGAACACAAAAUAAAACUUUGUACAGGAAUAGCACACACCAACUUUACAAAAUAUACACGAGAAUUUCUCUGUUAUAAGUUUGUGUGCCAAAAACCAAAAAGAACACAAUUUUACUCCAAUAUUUAGCAGAGGUUGGCGGUGAAAUGGCUACGUAGAAAGUGUCAAAACAACCUUAGGUAAAUAGCCCGUGAUGUCUACUUUAUAUAAAUAUAUACUUUUGUGUGGCAAUUUUGUUUUCUUUUAUGGCUAUUAAGCUUACAAGACAAACAUACCAAAUUCUAAAAUCGCUCCACAUUAAAAUUUUAUUUUACUCCUUGUGCUUUGUGACCUGUAACUACCAAAAAAAACUUAAAAUCCCAGACACAUUAUAUAUUCUGUAAAUCAGAACAAAUAAAUAAAUUUAUUUUUAAUUACUUUCCUUAACCUGCACUAAUUAUGCACACAUUAUUAUUGCAAAAACUGUAAAAAAAACCAAUAUUUUUCAUUUUUUUUGCAUUUUUCUGUAUUUUUUUUAUAAUAAGUAAGCAUUUAUAUAUAUAUAUGUUAUAUCAAAUUAAAGCCCUUUCUGUCCUUUAAAAACAGUAUAUAAUAUGUGUCGGUGCAAUAAAUGAGAGAGAUGCAAAUUGCAGUUGAACGCAAACAGCAAGAAAAUGCAAAAAUUGCUUGUGUCAUUAAGCGUAAGUCAAGCUUCUGAAGCUGUGUCCUUAAGGGGUUAAUAAUCAUAGAUUUUUUUGUGUGUGAUACCCUCCCUUUCUUGAACACUCCUAAGGAACGUUUUUACAUUAUUCACAAGGUUUGCGGUUGCAAUCUGGGGUGUUCGUACUUAGUAGGGCCCAGUAAAAUUAGUAUAAAAUGGUUAUAGUGACCCUUUUAAUUAUACAUUCUGACAGCUUGCAAAUUGCUUUGCUGUGCAUGUUGGGAAUUGAGUUAGCUAAUCAGAAAUAGUUCUUUAGAGCAGUAGUUUCAUCACAGCACAUCAACAGGGUUAUUCACUCAAGUGAGAAUUGUCAGAAAUUAAGAGUGAAUUCCAAAUUUAAGGCCAAAGUAGUCAAAUACAGCAUAUCAACCAUGCUCUCGGUUCACCUACUUUGGCCUUGAAUUUGAAAUUCUCUUUGAAUUCUCAGUUUAGUAAACAGCCCUGCAAUAGUUCACAUUUUGUCAGGAGAUGCACUCGAAUUUACCAAUUGGUAAAUGUCUAAAUACAGUGUAUAAAUAUAGGUGUGCUUUGGUGACUAGCUUGGAAAUCCCUGCCUUAGACAUUAUUCCUUGAUUAAUUAAGAGACACUCCCAGACUAUUCAUUGUCAUACAUUAGUUUGAUAAUGCAAUAAUCUAAUAUUAGCACUAACAAGAAAUUCUAAACAAGAAAACCCUAGUACUUACGAUUUAAUGUUCCUGCAUUUGUUGCAAAUCUUCAGGCUUUGCAGCUUCUCCAGUGAACUUUGCUCAGACUACCAACCAACUCAGCCAGUCGUGAUGUCCCUUUAACCCCGAGAUACCUGGUUUUAUCCCAUAAACUGUAUACUGUCACUGGGGGUUCCGGACCGUGUAGUCCAAAUAACAGAUUUCUAAUGGAACAACAACACAACAUCCCAGAAACCUUUGCUCUGCAGGAUAACACAGCUGUGUAUAAUGAGUUAACUACAUCUCUGUAAUUAGAGCAAAAAAAAAAAGGAUUUCUGGCAUAAAAGGGACUUAUUGAAAAAAAAUAUUAUUUAAAAAAAAAUUUACUUAGCAUAAUGCUGCUCUAGAAGCAUUAGCAGUGACUCAGUGAGGCAAGGCGGGGAGAUUAAAGAGGUGUAUGGCAAUCUGAAUUGUUCUCUGAAUAAAAAUGGCAUUGUAUUUAUUUAUUCCCCUAUUGGUACAGUGCUGCAGGCUAUGCUUACUCUAACAGGGUUAUUCCCUAAGUGAAAAUUCCAAGCGUAUUUCAAAUUUAAGAUCAAAAUAGCCGAACUGGAAAAAUCCACCAAAUCAGCUAUGCUCAGUUUGGAUGCUUUGGCCUAAAAUUUGAAAUUCACUUUGAAUUCUCACUUUGGUAAAUAACCCAGUAAAUGGAGAAUUACAAGUGAAUUUCAGAUGUAAGGCCAGCAUAGCUAACUUAGAGAAUUUUAUUCAGUUUGCCUAUUUUGACUUUAAGUUUAAAAUCCACUUUAAAAUCUCAAAAAAAAAACCUGGUGUAACUAACUGUAACCUAACAUUGCAUCAAACCAUAUGUGGGUGGCUGUAGUAUCCCUUUAAAGGGACAAUCUAAGAACCAUAAACACUACAUGUUCCGGGGAGUAUAGUCAAUCUCUGCAUUCUCUGAGACAAAGUCAGUGUUGUCCAUGCUUCCUAAGGCCACCUCCGAGUGACCAUCACUAGAGGGGCUUCCUGGUCUGGUCCUGCAAUGUUUGCAGAGCCGAUAUACAGCGUCUCCAAGCUCUGCAUGGAGGUGCCAAACGGUCCCCAUAGAGAUGCAUUCAGUUGGAGAUUACCGAGCAUGUGCACCAACCCCCAAAACGUCCCCAUAAGGAAGCAUUUAAUUAACUGGCAUCAUCAGUAACGAUGAUCUCAGCCAGAGAAGGAGGUAUGGUCUCAGCAAUAAUGGCACGCCGGGAGAAUAAUGGUAAGUAAAACUCUUCAUAUUACUACUUUUUAUAUUACUACAAAUCUAAAAAGCCUCUAUUUCGCUCUAACAUUAUGAAUACAUGUUCGUAUUCUUAUUGUUAGAAUGUUCCUUUAAAUGGCAGCAGUUGAUAUAAUUUCACAGUAGUUGUUUUUCUCAAUAUUGGCUUUAUAUACAAUAAGAAUCCUGCCAGCACCACUAAAGAACAAUAAGUAGUGCUUAAAGGAUCAGGAUAGAAAUAUAAUAUGAGGUUUAGUUUUGCACUUUUUUAUGAAUAAUUUGGGUAGAAUUCCUUACAGUUUAACAUGGUGAUAGUUUAGAUUUUUUUUACCCAAUUCUCUCUCUCUCCCCCAGAUCACUUGAGGACAUUAGCGUUUUUUGUCAUGACGACUCCUAGAGUGGGCUCGGCCACAUGGCAGGACGCCUCUUAUCGAACAAUAAAUGUGGCUCAUGCCCUUCAUAGGCGUCCAUUUACUGCUAUUGGUAACAGGCAAAAGUUGAAAAGUGCAGAGUUUGAAUCCAGGAGCACCUCGAGACAAUGCAUAGCACCUCCACCAUUCCACAGAGACUUAAUGGCACAGACAUGCAAUGCUGUCGCACUGACCUACAUGAGAGAUGCGCGAGCUUCAAUGUAUCGUCUGAGAGCAGCCCUUCUUGAGACCAACCGCCAUAUUCAAAGACUGCACAAAGAGAGAGAUAUAUUGGAGAAAGCUCAUGCUAAUGUGAGGAAAGACAUCGUCACCAAUCAAGAAACAGUUCAGAUCCGGAAUUUAAGGCCAAAGAGUGAGAAGGUGAGAAGUUUCUCAAGUGUUUUCGUUGGGUGUCUGUGGGCAAACAAAAGUGUUUACAUCUCACAGGGUUUUUCAAUAAAGUGAGAAUUGUUGGGAAUUCAAAGUGAAUUUGAAGGCCAACGUAACCGAAGUUAAAGCAUAGCUGGCCUGGGAAAUUUUUCAAGUUCAGCUAUAUUGGCCUUAAAUUUUAAAUUCCCUUAAAAUUGCGGACAAUUCUUACUUUAGUGAGUAACCCUCACAGUUGUCCAGAGGGCCUAUUUGUUCAUACUUUCUUGUCAUGUCCUCUCUACACUUAAUUAUAAUAUCUACAUUUACUAGGGUAUGUGCGGAGUACAAAGAGAUGGGAUAUAAAGCGAAAAAUGUGGCAUUCUAGGCUAGAGUCUUUAUUAUGAAACUUUUUAUUCCAUCAGCUUAAUUGAUCAGUAGAAUAAUGACUUCUCUAGCCUAACACAAUUUAGUAAAUGGAUACAAGGAAAGGUGGUUUUGCGCACAAUGGAUGCUUGAUGGGAUAAUCUGCAAUAUAGACAGCUAUCAUAGGGCAAUAUGCAUAAACCAAUAACUGGUAUAGAAAAUAAUUAGGAGCACUCACACUUUAGAGAGCCAUAUGAGUCGGCUCUCUACUGUAAUAGCAUGUAGAAUACUCUGUAGUUGGAAUGGUCCCCCAGGAACUCAAGUCUGGAUACAAUCAGGAACCAAAAAAUAAAACUUAAAUAAAAUGUUUUAUUUUGAAAUAAAAAACUGGAUAAGCACAACGCGUUUCGACCAUUAAAAGAGGUUUUCCUCAGGUGCAAUGAUAAAACAAACAUUCAGUAUACUUUUAUACCUAAAUAAAUUACAAAAUAGCACACACAUGUAAAGAAAUUACAAACCACACCCACCCAGACCCAUAUAUGGGAAUUCCGGUUCCCGUUCCCCUCCCAAUAUGGAGUCCUUGCAUUAUAAGUUCAUACAGGAUGACCUUUUCAAGAUGGUAGCUUGGUUUGGAUGUUUGCCGUCCUGUUUCGUGACUUCCGGUAUUUUGCUGGAACGUCACUUCCGUUUUCGUCACUUCCGGUUCGCGGCAUAUCUAUUAUUAACUUCCGGUUCGCGGUUUAUUUUCGUUUUUGGCAAUAUUAGGAGAAAUAUCACUUCCGGGUUCAUCACACAGGGGGAGGAGUGACCAGCCUCCCUCUGAUUAGCAUGAAGAACCACUCCUCAAAGUCCAUAUACAUUAGUCCCAUAAUGCACAAAACAGAGAGAGAGUAAAACAAGGGUAAAUUAAUAUAUAUUUACAAAAAACAAUAAAUAGAAUACCAAUAAAAAAAUUCAUUAAUAAAAGUCUUUCAUUAUGUUUUACCAGGGAAAGAGAUGAAUAAUAUAAAACAUAUAUAUAUAUAAAAGAGUACAUAAUAUAUAAUGAAUAACGCAUAAUAUUAAUAAAAACCUCAAAAAUGAUUUAAAAAAAGAGCACAAAAUAUGAUUAUAAAAUAGGACCAAUAUCAAAAUCUAAAUUUAACCACUUAGGAUAAACUGUCUGUAGAUGAAAAAUCCAGGUACUUUCAUUUCUGCUCAAGUUAAGGGCACUGUCUCCGCCUCUCCAGUUACUGGCAACUUUUUGAAUGCCCAUAAAUUCUAAAUCUCUAGGGUUAGAUUGAUGCAUUUCUAGAAAAUGUUUAGAAACACUGUGGUUUGGAAAGCCUUUUCUUAUAUUUAUAAUAUGUUCAUUUAUACGUAUUUUUAAAGAUCUUGAGGUUUUACCUACAUACUGCAAACCACAUUUACAGUUUAAGAGAUAAAUUACGUUUUUCGAUUCACACGAGAUAAAAGAGGAUAAGGAAUAUUGUUUAUUGGUUAUAGAUGAUAUAAAUGUAUCUUUCUUUUUUUUUUAAAACAGAAGUAUUUUUGCAGGCGUUACAAUACCCACAAUGAAAGAAACCUUUUUGUGUUUUAGACCAAUCAUCCAAAAAUGUGGAUUUUUCUUCUUCACGUAUAUGGUUAGAUGUAAGGAUUUGCUUCAAAUUCCUUGCACCCCUAAAAAUAAACUUGGGUGUUUCUCCUAAGAAUUCCUUGAUAUCAUGCUCUUGUUGUAGAAUAUGCCAAUUUUUGUUAAUAGUCUUUUUAAGAAUUCCUGUAUUACUGGAAUAAUUAAAGAUAAAAGGGAUUUGACUUGUUUUUGGUUUCUCCUGUUUAUCUUUAUACUUCAGUAAAUCAGAUCUUGUGAUAGCAUCAACCGUUCUGAAAUUCUGCAGAAGUAUAUCCUCUUUAUACCCUUUUUGUAUAAACUGUUGUUUUAAAAUCUCUGAUUGUUCAUUAAAAUGCCCUUUUGGUAUAUUGCUCAGCCAGGGAUCAUAAUGACAACUGUUAAUCUCUAUAAAACUAUUUUCUAUAAAACGAAAAUAAACCGCGAACCGGAAGUUAAUAAUAGAUAUGCCGCGAACCGGAAGUGACGAAAACGGAAGUGACGUUCCAGCAAAAUACCGGAAGUCACGAAACAGGACGGCAAACAUCCAAACCAAGCUACCAUCUUGAAAAGGUCAUCCUGUAUGAACUUAUAAUGCAAGGACUCCAUAUUGGGAGGGGAACGGGAACCGGAAUUCCCAUAUAUGGGUCUGGGUGGGUGUGGUUUGUAAUUUCUUUACAUGUGUGUGCUAUUUUGUAAUUUAUUUAGGUAUAAAAGUAUACUGAAUGUUUGUUUUAUCAUUGCACCUGAGGAAAACCUCUUUUAAUGGUCGAAACGCGUUGUGCUUAUCCAGUUUUUUAUUUCAAAAUAAAACAUUUUAUUUAAGUUUUAUUUUUUGGUUCCUGAUUGUAUCCAGACUUGAGUUCCUGGGGGACCAUUCCAACUACAGAGUAUUCUACAUACUACUACAGUAGAGAGCCGACUCAUAUGGCUCUCUAAAGUGUGAGUGCUCCUAAUUAUUUUCUAUAUUGUCUAUGAUAGCUGUCUAUAUUGCAGAUUAUCCCAUCAAGCAUCCAUUGUGUGCGCAAAACCACCUUUCCUUGUAUCCAUUUAUAUUAAUGUAAGUGUUUUAAGGUGACUAAAACACUGGUUUGGUUUUAGACGCACUGGGAUUUGUUUAUUUAUUUAUUUAUUUUGGUUGAGCGUCACUUAUCCUACUGUUUGUGUUUGUACAAUUUAGUAAAUACCUUCUUUAGGGUAUCUGUUUUUUGUCUCUUAUUUUAUCUCUCUCAAUCUCUCUGCAGUACCCAGAUAAAGUUGAUACUUCUCUACGAGAGGAGCAAAAAAGCCUUUUAGAUGAGAAAAAACAUUCAGAGAAUCAGCUGCAUGAAGUCUCACGACAACUUAAGGUCAGAAUUGUCUAGAACAUGUGAGAAUGAACAUUUAUCUUAAUUUGAGUGUACAACUGUGUUGUUGCAUUUUAUCGGUCAAUGUGUUUCUCCCCUCCCCCCAGGCUCUGUAUGUUAACCGCCAGAAACUAUCUGAGUUUUGUAAAGAAAGGAGUCGAGUACUAGAUCUUGUUGGCGAGACAUCCAAACCACCGGCUGUGGGACAAGAGAUGCCUGAGAACAACAAUCACCUCUGGCAAGACAAGACAGGUACUCGAACAUCUCAAGCUACGGAAUAUUGGGGCACACAUUUAGACAAAGGCUCUCCUGUAUAAUGAAAGCUCACUGUUAUCACAAUGUUCUGCUAUAUAACACUCUAAGGAAUCGAUCUGUACAUUCAUCAAUCUGUGUUAUUGUCCACACUAGCCAUUGGCAAGUCAAAAUUCAGCCCUGGUGAGUGUGCCAUGGUUUGCAGCAGAAAGUAACUUUAAAGAGACACUCCAGUGCCAGGAAAACAAAUUGUUUUCCUGGCACUGCAGGUCCCCUCUUCCUCCCACCCCCCAUCCCAUGUUGCUGAAGGGGUGAAAACCGCUUCAGUGACUUACCUGAGACCACCACCGAUGUCCCUCGGCAGUGGUUUAGGGUCCGCCCACGCUCCUCCCCCGCCGACGUCAGCCAGUAGACAGCCACUAGAGGAAAAGGAGUUAACCCUGCAAGGUAAUUAUUGCAGUUUAUAAAAACUGCAAUAAUUACACUUACAGGGUUAAGGGUAGUGGGAGUUGGCACCCAGACCACUCCAAUGGGCAGAAGUGGUCUGGGUGCCUGGAGUGUCCCUUUAAGGCCUCUUUAGUAACGUAGCCUUGAUAAUUAUAAUAUUACACAAUGCAACCAGGUGUACUUGUAUCUCUGCAUAAAUCACAAUGCACAGAAUGCAACCAGGUGUACUUGUAUCUCUGCAUAAAUCACAAUGCACAGAAUGCAACCAGGUGUACUUGUAUCUCUGCAUAAAUCACAAUGCACAGAAUGCAACCAGGUGUACUUGUAUCUCUGCAUAAAUCAUAAUGCACAGAAUGCAAUCUAUUUGGCCAUGUGUUCUACAUUGUGGGCACAAAUGCAUGUUUGCAGACCAGGAAAGAAAUUGUGCCAAAAAUGGCAAGGUCCCCUUCAUAUAAGUUUGCUUUUUUAUUUUUUUUAUUUUAUUUUUUUAAUAAUGGAGCCAUUGCUAAAGGCUCUUGGUAAGACUUAAUCAAAAAUACUAAGACAAGAUGCAACAGGAAAUGAUAAAACCACUCUGACAAGACAACACUAGUAGCAUUAAUAAUUAUUCCGCUAGAGCAAUGAACAGAUUAUAUGUUUAUGUACAUUCAGUUUAAUAUGAAACAUAUCUAAUUACCUUUUACUGUUUAUUUUGAUGUCUAUACUGUAGAAUUACUCACUGCUAUCCCACAAUGACUCGAUCUGCUAAAUCAUGGUCACUCUCACCAUAGGUGUUGAUUAAAGAGAGCUUUGGGGGUAUAAUCCCAAGAUGUGGGGCUCUUUAGUCCCAGAUCUCUACAGUUGAUACUGGAGACAGAAAAAAUAUGUGUUUUUAUUUAUUUUUAAUUCUAAUUCAUUAUUUGAGAAGCAGUUGAAUAUGACAAAAAUAAAUAUCAGUAGUAUAAUUCUUCAUGCCCCCCAGGUGACAGUCGUGAGGGGUACUGGGGAAAAUAACUUUACUACACACUCCUCUUUUAGGUAGUGUGACAUGCCAUUCAUAAACAGUAGGGGCCAUAAUAUAGAACGGCAGAUACAUGUCAUGAUAGUGUAGGGGUCACCAAGAUUUCCUUUGGGCUCACGCUAUAGGUGUUUCUGGAACCUAGCAACACGCCUGACUCUCACUGCGUUAUCUCAAUGUUGCUGCUAUAUUUUAGUGGAUAACUGUUAUAUUGUCAUGGCUUUCUGCUAAAUAUUGAUUUCUAUGAAUUUAAAUGACUCCUCUCUUGCUAUAAUGUGACAGCAUUCAGUUAGAACAUGAUCACUUAUUGCUCUUCCAUGAUGAAGAUUCUUCUUACUAAGCAAUAAUAACUCGCUGCUGUUUCUUUUUUUUUUUGUUGCAAUUUUUAUGGUUUUACAAUGUGUACAGAUUUACAUUCCAACAUGGUACAUUGGUUAGAGUAAGCGUUACAAUAUGCACAUGCUAUCAGUUCACAUUUUUGAGAUGAAAGAUUAUUAAGUUACACCAUACUUUGUUACAUCAUACAUAUUAUAAUUCUUUCAGCUCUUUAUUCCAGAUGAGCUCUAGUGGUUGUGCUGUUUGUGCUGGUUUCUGGUCUUAACUUAGAAAUGUACUGUACGUUCUUAAUGGUGGUUGGGAUUGGUAUGGGGGGAGGUAGAACCAGGAUACUGUUCCCCAAAGAACUGGGGAGUGGGGGGGGAUGUAGGGAAGAGGUUCGACCUUUGUUGCCUCUACCCAUUUUAUAUGUGUUAUCUCAUUUUGUGUCAUUUAUCUUGGUGCAUCAUUUGUGGUUUUCCAUGACACUACCAUUCGUUAUUGUUCAUUAUUGUUCAUUGUCGUUGGAGCCUUUGCUCUGUAUUAGUGGGUUUGUGGCGUGUGUUGGUGCCUGUUCCACCUUUCCCACGCCACCCUCCAGUAUGCCUGUGGGGGUCUAUGCGCUCUAGCCACCAUUUCAUACUUUUUUGUAUCUUCAAUUUGUUGAAUGCAUUCAUUUAUGUGCGGAGGUUUUGUUUGCAACCAUUUUCUGCUUAUAAUUGUGAGUGUGGUAGAAGUAAUGUGAUAUAUUAAGUAUCUGUCAGCUUUGUUAAUGCUAGUUGGUAGGCACUGGAGGAUGUAGUGUUCAGGUGCUUGUGGUAGGUUAGUCUUGGUCACCUUUUGUAUUAGGGAGUCUGUCCACAUUUUCCCCAGAUCUGGGCAUGUCCACCACAUGUGCAGCAUUGUCCCUGGGUGUUUGUUGCUUCUCCAACAAAUCCCUGAAUGUGCCGGUGUAAUAUGUUUCAUUCGUGUAGGUCGCUGCUGUUUCUUGAUAAUUCUAUGCUAUUCCUUGAUGAUGUGAACCGUGUGUUAAUGACUGAUCUUAUUCUGUUUCUGAUGCCACAUGUUAGCCUACUGGGCUGUAAUCAACCAGGCACAGGCAACUUGUAAGAUGUUCCGAAACACACAACCCCCAAACUGGCAGAAACAAGCAGACCUGCGAGAAAUGAAAGAGGGCAUCACAGGGGCACUUCGCACGAAGGCUAGCGAGAGUUCUCGUAUCCGGGUAACAACAUGUGUGCAACCAGUUAAAUGCUAAACACAGCUUUUGGCAUAGAGCAUGUGAUUAUACUGUGUGUUCUCUGCGGCAGGAGGACCUGACCCUCACAUUGGGAGACUCAAGAAACUUUAUCCAGAAAGAGCAAAGGAUUCAUGAUGAGGUAGAGCAGAGCUACAACCUUCAGCUGGUGCGUAUACACUGCGAUUCUGUGUGUUUUAUACUACUUUUAUUUUAAAGAUGACCUGUCUUCUACACAUUGGGUGGGUAAUUUUAGGGAAAUAUAUUUAUAUAUAUGUAUGUAUGUAUAUAUGUAUAUAUAUUAAAGGAUCACUAUAGGGUCAGGAACACAAACAUGUAUUCCUGAUCCUAUAAUGUUAAAACCACCAUCUAGCCCCCCUUGGCCCCUCAUGCCUCCAUAAAUAUAGUAAACUCUCACUGUAUUCAAGCCUGAAGCUGUAAAUCUGCAUGCUGUUAGACUUAGAAAAACAAGCAGUCUGCUGACAUCAGCAGAAGUGGUGGCCUGAUCCAAUCACAAUGCUUCCCCACAGGAUUGGCUGAGACUGACAAAGAGGCAGAUCAGGGGCAGAGCCAGCAUGAUUCAAACACAGCCCUGGCCAAUCAGCAUCUCCUCGUAGAGAUGAAUUGAAUCAAUGAAGGAGAUACUGAAUGUUUGGAAGGAUCUUUAACAGCCAUCUAAGGAGUGGCCAGUGGAGUUAUCACUAGGCUGUAAUGUAAACACUGCAUUUUCUCUGAAAAGACAGUGUUUACAGCAAAAAGCCUGAAGGUAAUGAUUUUACUCACCAGAACAAACACAAUAAGCUGUAGUUGUUCUGGUCACUAUAGUGUCCCUUUAAAUGAAAAUGUGUAUGUUGCCUAUAAUUUUCUUCAUGCUCUGUAAAUAAAGCGGUGGCAUUGGAUGUAUGUACAUAACCGGAUCUUUUAAUGCGGAAUGGCAUUGUGGAAUACAGCAAUCGGCAUAAAAGAAAUGGGUGCACAAACAUACUCUGCUUAGGCUGCAUUUGGAGGUCUGUCUAAAGCAAUAUAUAUAUAAUCUAUGCUUUAUCAGUAGCAGUUGUAGAGUUCCAUUUUCCAAGCAUGGAAUGGGUGUCCUUGCUUAUUUGUGUACUUUUAGGGUAUGUCCAUGUGUACACAGUAAUCCAUAUGUGAACACCUUGGUCACUGGGCAGAAUACAUUACCCCCUGUCCGUGAUGAUGCUUGUAAGAGGCUAAAACAAUUAUGUGGAUUGUAGUGGGUUGUUGUAUCUCUAAUGUGGAGGGGAACAUGCCUGGGAUAUCUGUUCCUGGCUGCCUCUAUGGGGAAAACCGGACUAAUAUGCCAAUAGUAUAUGCUCCUUCCAUAAUGGUACAGUGAGUUCGAAAAUACUAUUUCAGAAGAAACUACUCAUAGGAGAAGCUCUUAAACAUGUGUCUUUUCUUGGAUGCUCAAUGCCCGACUGAAUUAAAACCAUUAGAUUCAGUGUGUGAAUUCCAUUAAACUUCGAGGAAUAUGAAUAUGCCGGUUGUAGGUCCAUUUUACAGUGACAACAGUUUGUAGAAUUUCUACAAAUCUGGCAGAACUCAGAAACUCAGGCAACUGUAAGCUGAUGUUAAGUUACGAAAGUUGCACCACGAUUCAUAUUUGAGAUUCCUAAAAGGUGAUUAUUGUUGGAUCUUUGUCUCGCAGAUCACAGCUUUGCAUUUAGCUAGGGAUUUUGUGAAUACAUUUUUAUCAUCAUAAUGACAAAUAUAUUAUAUCGAAUUUUACAGGGUCCUUUGGCUAGCACAGAUCUUACGUUACGGGAAAGUCUGACUCGUCCACUGGUAAAAAUACUUCAGAGACAUCCAGUGACCCAGUUGCCUGAGAGCACAUACACUGCAGAGGUGAGACAGUAGAUGUGGAAUAAAACAAGUCAUGUGGCAUCUCGGGACAGAGAAAGUGACUAGUACAUUGAUGUCCAAAUUUGGCUCUUCAGCUGUUGUUUGAGUAUUUAUCCCUGAUUUAUCCAGCCUUACGUGAGCCAGAUGAGGCUUGCCUGUGUCCAGUAGUAAAUGUUUCCGUAAAUUAAUGUAACAUUAUACUUUUCAUAAAUUCACCUCCCAAGUUUCAACAGCUUAUCAGUGCUGGAUAUUUGCUAGUUUCCAAAGUGCUUUAACCUUAUCUUCCUUCUUUUUUAGGGCUCAGCCAGCCUCCAGAAAACUCUGGAUAGAACCCGUCAAAAAAUCAGAAUUGCACAGUUCACCCAACAGCAGCUUAAGAAUGACUCGGAGUGCAAGCUUUCGGGACAACGCUUAGAUCAAGCCGCAGCAAGACUGCGAGACCGGAGUGCGAAGAAACGCCAAUAGAGAUUGUGCUACCAAUAAAUACAUACCUGGGUGCACAUUGCAUGAUCAUUUCUUUUACAGAAAAUGUAUGCUCGGUAUUUCUCUCGAAUAUGAUAGACAAAUCAUACAUUUCAACAUUACUGAUAUAGAAAAAGGGUUUAUAACGGAAAUCAAAACACGCUACAUUAACUUUACUUGUAUAUGGACAUUUUUAAUUGUACAAAUCAUGUGGAUAAGUUAACAUUCAGGUAGAUAUAAAUACUUUAAUUGACAUAAUGUGCCGAUGAAUUGCCUGUAUACUUACCUGAAGAUUACUCCCUGCACACGUGUUACACACAUAGCAUGGUGCCCUGGACUCAAAAUCCAAACCCAACUCACCAUAUCCCAUACUAUUUAGCGUACGGGUACCACUCAUAGUAACCUUAGAUGUAGGAAGGUCAGUUUAACACGGUGCUAAAUACAUUUUCACCUAUGCAUUUGUUAGCUCAAGGUAUAGAUGAAAUUACAUUUUUGUAAUGACUGUAAGUCUAAUUACAGGUGCACUUUAAGUAUUUCAUGUGACUGGUUUGGCUUCCAUGUUCCCACUGCUGCUUACAGUAUCAUUUUACUAGCUGUUAACUAGUUUACUGAGUUAUUGUGAAAUAGCACAUGAGCACGAGUAGAGUCCGUUAUGCGGGGAGUGUGGCACUUAGUGGGCAGAGCCUUUCUAUAGGCCAAUGUAGACAAAUGUAACAUCACACCACCUCUACAUUAGGUCCCUUUUAAGGCUGACUGAAAUUACACUAGUAAUGAAAAUAAGUGAUUGGCAAAUGUUUUCUGUGUUCUGGCAAACUAUUAUGGCAUACAAAAAAACACACCCCUACAGGACGAACAGAGCCUCUACAUACACUAUACUGUCACUUGCUAGCCAUUAACAGAUAUUUCAGCAUUGUAGAUUUCAAUCCUAUUUUUUUCUCCCAAGUCCUGUUGAAUCUGAACACUGUAGGCCAGUAUUACAACAUGCAGUCAUUAUGAUACAUUUCUUAAUUCAAAUGUACAAGGAAAGUCUUCUUUUUACAGAAGGUGGGCAAGAUUACAAUUGGAAACAAGUACAAUAAAAAAAAACCUCUGUUAG